Thrips palmi is the source of this 6586-nucleotide messenger RNA. It is a transcript of the gene rod, whose product is annotated as kinetochore-associated protein 1. Gene Ontology annotation, molecular function: small GTPase binding. NCBI's taxonomy places the organism in Eukaryota, Metazoa, Arthropoda, Insecta, Thysanoptera, Thripidae. The coding region runs from base 317 to 6469 and encodes 2050 amino acids. The transcript has 37 exons. The record is from RefSeq and is a predicted model, not a curated record. Gene Ontology annotation, cellular component: kinetochore microtubule; RZZ complex; cytoplasm. Gene Ontology annotation, biological process: mitotic spindle assembly checkpoint signaling; mitotic sister chromatid segregation; protein localization to kinetochore involved in kinetochore assembly.
GCAGCUAUAAGAUGUGUUGCCAUUAGCAAAGCCACCAUCGCUUAUUCUCUUACUGUGUAGCCUUCAGAUUUUUCGAAAAUUUUGGCAUAAUGACAGUGCGUAGGACCCGUACAUCUCCCCCGUAAGUUUCUUAUCCUGACGUUGUGAGCCGCUUGGCGCCAAAGCGCAGUCAAACUCACAACAAACAACAACUGGUUUGGAUUUGGUUGGGUUUGGUUUCCUGGCCCAACUUAUUUCAAGUGCCCUGGCCGUGACCUGAAAGUACUUAAGCAAGUGUUAGUUGUCCAAGGCUUAUUACUUACACUCCCCCUCCGUUAUGGAGUGGAACAUUCGCAAUGACUACGACCCAGGCGAUGAGACACUGCACUUCGGUACCAGGGCCUACGCCGAAAGUGAUGGUUGCAUUUAUGAAAUCUCGACGGCUGCCACCUUUCAAAAUGAAAAUGAUGUUCCAGAUACUCCAUCCAGCCUCACUUUUGGAUAUAUUUCCAAUGGAGGAGUCUGCGUCUGUGUGGGCAACACCUUGACCGUUUUUGCAAAUGAGUCGAGCUCCUCAUCGCUCUUUAACUCCGCUUUUGACGGAGACAUUGAAACUUUCACCUGUUCUCCGGAUGGUAACUUUUUAUUGGUUGGAUUGAACAAUGGCUACGUGCACUGUCUACAUAUCCCGUCCGAAGGAGAAGCAGUUUACAUUAAAAAGCUUCAAACCCAGCCCAGAGGAGGACGAAUGUUUGUGAAAUUUAUUAUCCACGAAUCAUGUCCACAAGAUGUGUUAGUGGUUUGUGCAUCAGGAAUUGUUGUAAAUUUUGAGAAUUUUGAUUUUAAAUUGAUGCAUUCUGUGCAUUUGAGUGGAAAUCCAUCUGAAAUGAAAGAGCUGAGGUCAAACAUUUCUAUUGCUACACUUUGUGGUAUUAGCUCGAUUGCCCCUAUACGUUCAGCAUCCAGUCUGAUAUUGAGGGACCAGAUUACAAUUCUUGCUGUUGGUGAGGGCAUUGCAACACUCUCCACAGGUGUGAGCUCGACACCCACUGGUGACUCUGGGGAAGUAAAGUGGACGGACCACCCAUCUACAACUACUUUAAUCAAAUUGCAAGCCACAAGUGACAAAAGACUUUUUGUUGCGCUUGAUGCAACAGGUCAGCUUUUAUGUGUGUGCCCCUUCACACUGAUGACAGUAAAACUUCCACAGAAGAACUACAAGUCCCUGUUAGACUUCCAGCUCAUUGGUGACAGUACAUCUGAGGCUGUCAUUGUUGCUGUGACUCCAUCCAGUGAUGAAAAUUGUAACCUUUGUAUGCUGUCCUUUUCAGGUUUGCAAGAAAAAUUUUCCCUUUCUGUUGGGCAACGGUGUUUUCUUAUGGAAACAAUGUGCAAUGUUGAGGACAUACCGUUCUUGGAACUUGGAAUUGUUAAAGCUUCACAAGCUGCCACAGUAUCUUUGAAGGCAGCAACUCAAACUAAUCCCAAUUUCAGGCUUGAGCGUUUGCUUACAAGAAAGAAGUUCGAUGCAGCUGAAUCUCUUGCUAAAAACUUUGGAUUGGAUAUGUCCUCUGUUCAUAUGGCUAGAGCUCAGUGUUUCCUUGAUCAAAUGCAGCCUUGGAAAACAAACUCUCCUUAUUCUUCUGAAGAAAAUAAAAGCAUCAUGGGCACCUUAUUAAGUGAACUUGAUAAAAUAAAGGAUCUGGACUUUAUUACCAAUUGCUGUGUAAAUGCUGUACCACCAGAUUACUUUGUUGCACAUUCUCUUUUAGAUUAUGCUCAAAACCGUUUAGAGCAAUUUUUUGUGAAUAACCCCGAACUUGAAUCAAAAGUUUCCAAACUGUCUGCAAGUGUAUGUGGUUCUAUACUUCGCUUGGAAACUUUCAAUCUGCUCAAAUGCACCUGGGAUGUGGAUGAAUGGUUGAAGUUCAGUCGUGCUGAUCUUCUCAGAGAUGUUCAAACCUGGAUUAGACAGGGAGAGUUGUCAAAAGCCUCCAUCAUUUGGAGUAGACACAAAUCAUCUUUCAAGGACUGCCUCGCUGAUGAAUAUAUAGUCAUUUAUCUGCUUGAAGAAAUACCUGCCUGGGUUCCUCUGGAUAAAAUCUUAGAGUGGCUAGUACAUUUACUGCCCUCUCUUCUUGAAGUUCAGCCUGCAUCCCUCCCCAAAGUUGUCAUGUGGAUGCUCUCAAAGAUUUCUGGUUUGGAAGACUCGCAUCCAAGAGAAUGGCCUAAAAUUGGUUUGGAUUAUGCUGAAAGGAUGUUGAAUUUGAUGGCCUCUCAAAAGAUAGCCAGUCCUUUUCUUGGUGUGGAGGCUUCACCUCUGAGGCCACUUGUUGUACUUCGUUGUUGCCUUGCUGAUUUACAUUGUCUGCGUUCUAAAUAUUAUAUUUUUUUAACUCUUGAGGACUUAAGCCAGCCUCCAGAAGAUGUUGCAAUAACUCUUCUUGAUAACAUAGAUGUUGGAUUAAUUUCUACUUUUAUUACCCAAUAUUUAAAGAGCUUUGUCCUGAAUCAUAAACUUGAUAUUGAUCUAAUUGUCUCUACAUAUGUUAAGCUUGUUCUGCAAUGUUCAAAUGGAGAAUGGUAUUGGGAGGAGGCCCCAUGGGAAUUGAGGAUAGCAACCUUGUUACCGCAUAUAACCAAUUAUAAGAUUCGUUUGGAGUGUAUAAAUGCAGCUCUGGAAGCGGCUCCAUGCCCUUGGAGUUCUGUCAUAUCAGCAGUGGCAGAAGAAGGACUCAAGUUGAAGCAUCCCUUGUCAUCUUUGAUUCGAGAGAAGCAAAAGCAAAUCAGCACUAAUCUCGUUCUUAAGAAAUAUGGGUUUAACAUACAUAUUAAUAAAAUUGAUAGACAAGUGUUGCUCAGAAACAUUGUAAAGCAAAAUCAUGCUGACAUGUUCAGUGACAUAGCAGAGCUGUCUCAGAAGUCUGUAGAUGACUAUGUUAUUGUGAUUCAAGAAUUAUUUUUUUUGGGCAAUGCUUCUAAAGCGCUUGAAGUGCUGAGGAAACUACCUGAUACUAUGAUAGUGGAGGUGUGUCCCCAGAUCAUUCACACAGUGUCUUUGACUUUGGACUUACCUGAUGUUAGUCCUAUUGAAGAAGAUUUGGACUUCAUUUCUGCUGUUGCUAUAUGUCAUGAAACAACAAGAGCCUCAAAUCCGCCUGGGAUUAGUAAAAUUGAGGACUUAGAUGAUCCUAGAAAUUUACCUCUUUCUAUUAAAGAGAUCAAAAACAGAUUCUGUCUAAAGAGAGAUUUCAGAAAGUACUUGACUGUUAAAGAAAUGGCUGAUGUGCAAUGUCGUGAAAAUGCCUUAAAAGAUAUUGUUCAAGAUCUAUUGAUUGAAGUUGUAGAAAAUGAAAAACCUCAAGAGAGGACAACUCGCAUAUACCGCAAGUCAUCCUAUGCUGCUCAGUUGUUGCUCCUAUCUCCUGCACUGUCACUCACUGAAAUAAUUGAGCAAGCUAUCAAUUUAUCAGACUUUGAGUUAGCGACAUUUAUAGUUGGAGUUAACAAUGAUUUAAAAAAUUUGUCAAGCUUUACUAUCCAGCGACUAAGCCGGCUGCCCGCCCUCUUUCUUAAGAAGUUGCAAUCCUUAGAUCGCAAGGACAGGAAUGUUGAACUCAUCCAAAAAGCUUCCUCUGAAGUUUACAAUCUGGUCUCAAAAGUUUGCAGUCAUUGUGAUUUGGACCUUUUGCGGGGUGUAUCAAAAGUUUUAGGUUGGAGCAGGGUCUGGGACUUUGUGUCUGGACAGCAAGAAAUUUCAUUACUGGGGCAACGGGAUCCAUUGCAGCAUUGGCGCUUUACACCUCUUUAUAAAGAUCCUGGUCUAGCUGGUUUUAUGAGUGGCUGUAACUUAAAUGAAUUUUUAUGCAAUGCUUUCAGCUUUAUCAUUAAUCCUGAAGUUUCAGGUGAAAAUUUUGUUUCUGAAGUGACACAAUCAAUAUCAAAACUGAGAAACGAUCAGCAUGAUCUUGCUGUGGUUUUAAUUUUGAGCCAACUCUUUUGGGCUAUUCAAACUUCGUCAAAACAAGAGGUUUGCCCUGCUGUUGAAGAAUCCCUUUAUAAGUCUUGUGAAGUGCUGCUGUCCAAAGUGUCUGGGGCACGUCAUUUUGACAAACAUCUAGGUCUUAGCCUUCUGGCUUCUAUGGGUCGAACAGCAGCUUUAAAAUAUUUGCUACAUGUUAGCAAGAGUGCGCACAUGGACUUUCAGAGGCAAAAGGCGUUGUCAUUCCUAGGAACUAUUGUUAGUAACUUAUGGAAUAUGCCUGAAUUGCACUCCCAAUUUAAACUGAUGUCUCUUCAAAGUACUUGGGGCUUACGUCUCUCUGAACUUGGCAUACCAGCUAAAGAAUUGCUUCGUGCAAAAGUUGACACCGAAGUUGUAGUUCAGAAACUCAUUGAAUCCAAAAACGCAACACCUCAUCUUUUAAGUGCUCUUUGUUCAGACUAUCAGCUUGACUUGCAGGCAGCUCUUCUGCAACAUCUUUGUUCUGUUUUGCUCUCUUGGGACCCAGAACCCAUUGUCACUGUGAAUCCAGAUGGAACUAAAGACGUUAUUCUGCGCAAUACACAUCAACAGUUGCUUGAUCAAUGUUGGGAGAUACAAAAGCACAUCAAAAACAAAAGUCUCUUGUGCACCACUGUAGUCUCUUCUUGGCCGAAGGUAAAUUUCUAUCAUCAUGAGGUGUUCAUUGUCAUUUUAGACAUAUUAGAACGGCAUGGUGUUGAUGAACAAACUGAAAAAAGACUUGCUACAACUUUUUUGAAGAACUACCGCAGAAUUAAGCCUCCAAAUGAAGAGGAGGAGGAGUUCUGGUCAGAGGUCUUUCCAUCAUCUUUUGGCCUCCCUCCUAUGUCCGAAUUUCGGUUGCCUUAUAGCCGUAAGCUGACUGAUACCCCUCUAAAAGUGGUCAGGCAUGAAUUAAAUUUAAAUACCUACAAAAAAUGGCUGACAGUUGCUGCUGCUUUAAACAUACCGAAGGACAAGUUAUGUAUUUCAGCUGUGCACCAAAGUGUGACAGAAGAGUUUAGUGGCCACCAAAAUAGUCUGGAGUGGUGUGGGACUUUGAAGAAUGAGGCCAUUUUUGAGUCCAUUGCAGCCUGUGUAGCUGACAUGGAUAAUAUAGAACAAGCAGCUGCCACUCUUUACUUUUUCAUGGGCAAAAUUCCUGCUGGUUUGGAUCAGGUAGCUGUGGCAAAUUUAUGUCUUCAGUAUGCACAAAGUGUCUAUGAUCAGACUGGUGAAACAGAGUACAAGAUAAAAUUAGAGAAGAAAUAUAUUCAUCUUGCCACAUUGCAAACCCUUCACAUGUAUGGGCUGGGUCAGCCAUCUUAUCUUCAGCUUGUCCGAAAUCCAACAGAGCUAAUCACAGCUUUGUAUCAACAUCCAACAAUAUUAGAAUUGUGUAGAGGAACAGCAUCCUAUUCUCUUGAUAUUAAUACUGUGGUUGAAGAAAUAUGUCGACUACAUAGCAUCUGUUUGAAGACUUUGCACAUAAAUCUAGUAACUGAGUGGUUGCAACCAGACGUUCUUAUGGAUUGCAAUUCAUCAAUGGAUGAAGACUGCUAUAGAAGCAUUAAUCGUAAUAAGAAAAAAGAUUAUGAUAACUCUGACCUAUAUGGUACUGAUGAAAACAUAUUGCGAGCCCGUUAUAUUAUGGAACAUGGUGAUGUUCAGGAAUGGGCGUACUUCCUAAUUGGUAUUGUGUACCAAGGAGAAGCAUGCACUGGUAUGCGAUUACGUGCAAUGCAGUGUCUCUGCAUGUUGACAGAUGAUGAGACCCUGGAAUAUCUUGCUGGAAGAACUAUGUCCGACAUUAGGAAAAAGCUACACUCAUUGGCUUAUUUGAAGGAUCUUGAAAUUCUUGGCCUCAGAUACUCUGAAUCUGGGUUUGACUCUUGUGAUAAAAAGGAAUUGGCCAACCUGAUUUUGAGAACUCAAACUCAGAGCCCACGAGCUAUAUCUCUGGUUGUUCACCUGUGUAUAGAUUUUAACAUUACGAAUAUGUCUCUGUGGAAUGCUGUUUUUCAACAGCUGGUAGAUCUGUCAAUGAUGAAGGAACUAGAGCAGGCCUUGUCACACACAUCAGAGAUGUAUCAAUUAUGGACUGUACCUUCAUACAGCAAGGCAUGGAACCUACUGCUCACUUCUCCAUUUAGAAAUGCCAGCUCAAAUCCUGAUGAAGAGCAGAAGUCGGCCAUGCUCCGGUCUAUAACUCUGCUUCCCUCCUGUCCUGUUUUGAAGCAUGUUGAUGUUGUUGGGGCUUUGGAUCAUUGCUUGACAAAUCAAAUGCCUGAUAUGGCAGCACUUCUGCUUCCUUUUGUUGACUAUUCCUUGAUGCUAGAACGACAAGAGAAAAUUUUAUCAAUCAAGAAACAAGAACACCUAAUUGAUGAUUUAAAAAAAAUUUCUCAUGAAAAGUGCAUUAAUAUUUCAAAGAUUAUAAACUUACUUUCGCCACAGACUGUUGAAGCUCCUUUGAAUAAGAUGUGAUACUCCCUAACAAAUAUGAAUUUUGCUAGGAUUUUUUUUUUACUAAAAAUGUUUUUUGAUUUAAAACAUUGUCUACUUGAAAUCAAUUUUAUAUUAAUAAAGGCAAGUUAAGUUAAA